AUGUCUCCCGUUGCGCUCGAAAAAGAGGACCAUUCGCGCGAUGCGGACUUCAACAAGGCCAUGCAUGGCAAGUCCUCCCAGGCGAAGGGUGGCAUGAGUGCCAUGCUGGGAAAGGAUAGGGCCGCCCAGCAAGCUGCCGUGGACGAGUACUUCAAGCACUGGGACAACAAGGCCGCUGCAGAAGAGACGGAGGAGACCCGCAAGGCCCGCCGCGACGAGUAUGCCACCCUCACCCGCCACUACUACAACCUUGCGACCGACUUGUACGAGUAUGGCUGGGGUCAGAGUUUCCACUUCUGCCGCUUUGCCCACGGGGAGCCUUUCUACCAGGCCAUUGCCCGCCACGAGCACUACCUGGCGCACAAGAUGGGACUGAACGACAACAUGCGGGUUCUUGAUGUCGGCUGCGGUGUCGGAGGACCCGCUAGGGAGAUGGUCAAGUUCGCCAACGUAAACGUGGUUGGCUUGAACAACAACGACUACCAGAUCGAGCGCGCGACCCGGUAUGCUGAGAAGGAGGGUCUCUCACACAAGCUCAAGUACACGAAGGGCGAUUUCAUGCAAAUGUCCUUCCCUGACAACUCGUUCGAUGCUGUCUACGCCAUCGAGGCUACUGUACACGCCCCGUCUCUCGAGGGUAUCUAUAGCGAGAUUUUCCGUGUCCUCAAGCCCGGCGGCGUGUUCGGUGUCUACGAGUGGCUCAUGACCGACAAGUACGACAACGAUAACCCUGAGCACCGCGAGAUCCGUCUUGGUAUCGAGAUUGGCGACGGUAUCUCCAACAUGGAGAAGAUCGAGGUGGCUCUCAAGGCCAUGAAGGCUGCUGGCUUCGUGCUAGAGCACCACGAGGAUUUGGCAGACCGUGAUGAAGACCCCGCUCCGUGGUACUGGCCCCUCUCUGGUCAGAUGAAGUACAUCCAAACCCUCGGCGACAUUCCCACGAUUAUGCGAAUGACCAAGAUUGGCCGUGGUCUCGUUCACAGAUUCGUCGGCGCCCUCGAGACGAUUGGUGUCGCGCCCAGGGGAACUCAGAAGACUGCCGACUCUCUUGCGCUCGCUGCCGACUGCCUCGUUGCUGGUGGCAAGCAGAAGCUUUUCACGCCCAUGUACCUGAUGGUCGGCCGUAAGCCUGCGGACGCAUAA
Didymosphaeria variabile is the source of this 1143-nucleotide messenger RNA. Its product is annotated as Delta(24)-sterol C-methyltransferase. The record is from RefSeq and is a predicted model, not a curated record. Gene Ontology annotation, biological process: ergosterol biosynthetic process. Gene Ontology annotation, molecular function: sterol 24-C-methyltransferase activity. NCBI's taxonomy places the organism in Eukaryota, Fungi, Ascomycota, Dothideomycetes, Pleosporales, Didymosphaeriaceae. Bases 1 to 1143 code for a protein of 380 amino acids. Gene Ontology annotation, cellular component: endoplasmic reticulum. The transcript is spliced from 3 exons.